Molecule: messenger RNA, 2852 nt
Organism: Hypoxylon trugodes
Lineage: Eukaryota; Fungi; Ascomycota; Sordariomycetes; Xylariales; Hypoxylaceae
Exons: 4
Coding region: 582-2765 (727 amino acids)
Biological process (GO): transmembrane transport
Cellular component (GO): membrane
Source: RefSeq, a predicted model, not a curated record
UUGAAUCGGAACCUUACAAACUUAAUGUACUACGCCAGAUAUGUAUGGGUUAGGUAGUCAGCUGUAGCUUCCAUAAGUGAUUAGGAUUGUUUUAAUUCCCUCUUUCAUUUUUAGCUUAAAAAAUACGCCUUAUUCAUUUUAAUCAGAAACAAUGCGUCUAUUAAAUAACCAUUGAGACUGCAGAUGCAUGUGUUGGGGUUCAUCUCGUCUGCCGUCUCUUGGCCUAUCUCAGCCUUACUCUGGCAUCCAACGAUAUCUUGGGUACCGUCAGAAACCCCACCCCACGAAGAAACGAAGACAUCUAAGUCAAACGCUGCACUCUCACCGUUUCUCUUCACUUACAUUGUUAAUCACGAGAUGUACGCGUCGUUGAUCUUAAUUGUCUGAAGACAUUUGAAGAUAUUGCUUUUUUUUUUUUUUUUUUCUUUAGAUAAACUAUACCUAUGGAGGAGAAUCUCUACUUUCUAGAUAGCAAUGAUCCUCGUUGAUGUCGCGAUAUACCUUCUUAAAGCCUCCCUCCUCGAGAAUCUCGAAAUUCACUCAUAAAACCCAAUUGGCACGAAGAAAAGAGGAGUAUCAAAAUGUCCGAAGUCCUCGGGGAUAUUGAUAUCGAACUAAAUACGGACAUCAUCCGCGAAUGGCGAUCAAUUGUGACCCUUAUCGUCUUCGUUCUCACCAACAUUGUUGUCCUCUUCCCUUUUCAUAUCCCAUUCUACAUCCCUAGGCCAUUUAAAAACGCCAUAUUGGAUGGUCUAAGCGCCCUACGGGUCAUAGGGCCACGGCAAGAUGCUUCCCUGUAUGAACCAGGCUCUACCGAUGCCCAAAGCGGUGAGGGGGGCAGCGGAAAUAAGUACUUUGUACGACUCGAAUUUCCCAUGAACUUCGUAACUGCUCCUCUGAUAGCAGACCUGUUUUUGCUGGCCAUUCUAGCGAUUGGUCGAGAUGAAGUAUACGGCGGCACCAUUGGUGCCAACAAUAUCUCUCCUAUUGAUAUUAUGGCUUUCUUCAUCACACUAUCGUACAUUGCUAUAUCGAUAGACGCUUCUGGCCUCAUCCGAUAUCUUGCAUUCAAAGUACUUCAAAGGGGAGGGAAGUUUGGCCACCGGCUCUUCUUCUAUCUGUACGCCUUCUUCUUUGCCUUGGGUAGCUUCAUCGGGAAUGAUCCCAUCAUCUUGUCUGGGACGGCUUUCCUCGCAUACAUGACGCGGGUCAGCUCCAACAUUAUACAUCCUAGGGCAUGGAUUUUCGCCCAAUUCGCCGUGGCAAAUAUCGCUUCAGCCAUCCUUGUAUCCUCUAACCCUACCAACCUUGUGUUGUCGGGCGCCUUUGGUAUCAAGUUCAUCAUCUACACUGCCAACAUGAUAGUUCCUGUAAUUGUUACGGCAAUUGUCCUCUUCCCCUUCCUACUCUACAUUGUCUUCGCAGACGAGUCUCUCAUCCCGCUCUCCAUUCAGAUGCAUGAACUUUCAGAGGAAGCGAAGGCCAAGAAACCCGUCAAUCCUAACAUUCCCAACGCGCGAGGAAAUGCCGAAGAAGAGGAGAACGACCCGGCAAAUGGAGAGCAAAGCAAGCAAUUGUCUCUCGAGGAGAUCAUGAACCCAUUUCUAGACAAGGGUGGUGCAGGCUUCGGGGCUCUUAUUAUGGCCGCAACGCUUAUUACGCUUCUUGUGCUUAAUGCUGCAAGUCGGAAUACUGGGCAAUAUCCUGUAUUCUAUGUCACUGUCCCAGCUGCAUUCGUCAUGUUCUGUUGGGAUGUAACAUUCGGGUGGAUUCAUCGCGAGGAAACUCGUAGAAUUGCUCUUGCCGGCCGAAAAGAGGUUGAACGAGCUCGAGAAGCACGAGAAGAGGAAUUGAGGCAACUUGCAAUAGCUCAAGAACAGGCAACCGUAUCCGAACCCCUCAUGAUAGAUGAUCAUACCCGGGAUAUCAAUUCUAAUAAUGAGACCGGUAUCGUUAGUGGGGUUAAUGGCCAAGAUACUCGCCCUUCAACUAGCGGUAUCAGCACUCUCAACGAGAAACAGGAAUCACAUCCCACAAAUGCGCCCAAGUCGUCAGAAGGAAAUAUCACACCAUCUAGUGCUCCAGAAGAGAAGAGUCAAGCGUCAUCCGACCAAGAGACCGACAUCGAGAAACAGAUUGAUCGUGACCUAACAAAAGAUGGUAAACCGACGCUUGUAUUCAUAGUCAAGAACCGUUACAGGUGGGCGCAAGAAACAUUCCCGACUGCAGCAGCAGUCAUUGGUCACCUACCUUUCGCGCUUGUUCCCUUUGCCUUCUCAAUGUUUGUCCUGGUGCAAGCGUUGGUUACCAAAGGCUGGGUGCCAGUUUUUGCUUAUGGUUGGGAUCAUUGGGUAAACAAGACAGGCACAGUAGGUAGCAUCGGUGGCAUGGGCUUCCUCUCUGUGAUACUCUGCAAUUUUGCGGGUACGAAUAUCGGUACCACCAUCCUCUUGUCCCGCGUCAUUCAGGCGUGGCAGAAGAUCCAUCUGGUGAAUGGUACACCAAUCUCUAACCGAACAUUUUGGGCAACGGUUUAUAGCAUGGCGCUCGGAGUCAAUUACGGCGCAUUUAGCACUGCAUUUAGCGCAUCUUUAGCCGGUCUCUUAUGGCGCGAUAUCUUAGCAAGAAAACAUAUCCGUGUCCGAAGACUCGACUUCGCCCGCGUGAACCUUCCAAUCAUCACCAUUGCUAUGGUUGUAGGUUGCGCUAUCUUGACCGGCGAAGUGUACAUUAUGAGGGAUGAUUCUCCUUACGACAAACAAUGAUGAUCAUGAAAAGCAUUAGAGCGUUAUAGAUUUACGAUUUACGAUAUCCCAUCGAAUUGAAUAUAAAUGAUAUUUAUAAAAAUUUAA